CCAAUAUUCUAGAAACGUCUUGUGAUUGAUAAAACCCUAGGGUCCCAACCCCGUCUCCCUCCAACUUUGCCAGGGUUUAUCCUCUCUUCUAUUCUCCUCUCCCAGCGUCCUUCAGAAACCCUGUAUUCCUAUAUCUCUCCAAUCACUCAGUAAGGGAAAUGGCGACUGCUCCAACGAUUUCAACGAGGAGUUUGCCAUCGUUUGAGGGACUUAGACCUUCAACUGUCAGAAUUUCAUCUAUGGGUCUACCAUUGAAAGCAGGUGGUCUCACCCAGAGGUCCUUUCGGAGUCUGGUUGUCAGAGCUGCCACUGUUGUUACCCCCAAGUACACUUCCCUGAAGCCUUUGGGUGACAGAGUGCUGGUAAAGAUUAAAACUGCAGAGGAGAAGACUGUCGGUGGUAUUUUACUUCCAACUACUGCUCAAACAAAACCACAAGGAGGGGAGGUUGUUGCCGUAGGAGAAGGCAAGACAAUUGGGAAGAACAAAUUGGACAUUUGUGUGAAGACUGGUGCCCAGGUAGUGUAUUCCAAGUAUGCAGGGACAGAGGUGGAGUUCAAUGGAUCAAAUCAUCUGUUAUUGAAGGAGGAUGACAUUGUUGGUAUUCUCGAGACAGAUGAUGUUAAGGAUCUGAAGCCCCUGAAUGAUAGAGUCCUAAUCAAGGUUGCUGAGGCUGAGGAAAAGACUGCUGGAGGCUUGCUGCUAACAGAGGCAAGCAAGGAAAAACCUUCCAUUGGCACGGUGGUGGCAGUCGGGCCUGGUCCUUUGGAUGAGGAUGGUAAGAGGAAACCACUGUCUGUGAGCCCAGGAAAUACAGUUCUGUAUUCCAAGUAUGCAGGGAAUGACUUCAAGGGCAGUGAUGGUUCUGACUACAUAGCUCUAAAGGCAUCAGAUAUUAUGGCUGUGCUUUCUUAGUUGUCAAUUUAUAUUUUUCAUUCGCUGUAAUGCAGAAUUUUCCAAUAUGGUUCUCAAAGUUUGGAUUCUAAAUGUAGCCAUUCAAAACAUUAUCCAUGCAGCUCUCCAUUUCGUAAGACGACGCUUUCCAUACUUGGAUUGAUUGGCCUUUGUUGUCUGUAUUUGGGCUUGUUUCAACACGCUUGUAGGUCUGCGGACAAGUUAGCAACUGAAUACCAUCUGAGGAACUUUGUAUCUUAGGGUUAUUCGAUAAUCCUUUUAA
This is a messenger RNA of Vitis riparia (riverbank grape), 1176 nucleotides long. Its product is annotated as 20 kDa chaperonin, chloroplastic. NCBI's taxonomy places the organism in Eukaryota, Viridiplantae, Streptophyta, Magnoliopsida, Vitales, Vitaceae. Gene Ontology annotation, molecular function: protein-folding chaperone binding; ATP binding; protein folding chaperone. Bases 159 to 914 code for a protein of 251 amino acids. The transcript is spliced from 6 exons. Gene Ontology annotation, cellular component: mitochondrial matrix; chloroplast. Gene Ontology annotation, biological process: positive regulation of superoxide dismutase activity. The record is from RefSeq and is a predicted model, not a curated record.